Monodelphis domestica (gray short-tailed opossum) is the source of this 4816-nucleotide messenger RNA. RefSeq names its product plakophilin 4 (gene PKP4). Gene Ontology annotation, cellular component: adherens junction; nucleus; cytoplasm. Gene Ontology annotation, molecular function: protein binding. Gene Ontology annotation, biological process: cell-cell adhesion. Lineage: Eukaryota; Metazoa; Chordata; Mammalia; Didelphimorphia; Didelphidae. The record is from RefSeq and is a predicted model, not a curated record.
CCCUAGGCUGGCUGGCUGGCUGGCUGGCUGAGUGACUGGGGUGGCGGGGGCUGUUCGGCGGAGCUCGGCAGCACCCAGAGCUCCGGGGCUGACUCCGUGUUGUCGCCGAGGAAGGUGGCACCAUGGGCACGGGGUAGAGGGGGAAGUUGGCCGCCGCCGCCGCCUCCUGGGGGUGGGGUGGGAGAAGUGUUCCAGGGGAGGGGGCGGGCGGGCGGGUGGGGGUUCGGCUGGGGGCAAGGGCGGGGGAGGGAAGCUCUCUUGGCCCUGGCACUUUUUUUUUGGGUGCCGCAGCCGCGACCCCUCCGCGCGGAUGUCCCCGAUUCCCGGAGCGACAGCAGCCGCUUCCUAACCUGGAAAGAGGAAUGCCAGCUCCUGAGCAGACCCCUUUGGUGGAGGAGGGGCUGCAACAAACUAGCCAGGAAGCCUCUACAGACCCAGGCAUGGAACCAGAAACUACAGCCACUACCAUUCUUGCCUCUGUGAAGGAGCAGGAGCUUCAGUUUCAACGACUCACCAGAGAGCUGGAAGUGGAAAGACAAAUUGUUGCCAGUCAGCUAGAAAGAUGUAGGCUUGGAGCAGAAUCACCAAGCAUUGCCAGCACAAGCUCAACUGAAAAGUCGUUUCCUUGGAGAUCAGCAGAUGUGCCAAAUACUGGAGUAAGCAAACCUCGAGCUUCUGACACUGUCCAUCCCAAUACAUAUCUUAUCAGGACAGAAGCAGAACAAGGGACUCUUUAUUCACCAGAGCAGACAUCUCUCCAUGAAAGUGAGGGGUCAUUGGGAAACUCAAGAAGUUCAACACAAAUGAAUUCUUAUUCUGACAGUGGAUACCAGGAACCAGGUAGUUUCCACAAUAGCCAGAACUUGAGCAAGGCAGAUAAUAGACAACAGCAUUCAUUCUUAGGCUCAAGUAAUAACCAUCUGGUGAGAAAUUCAAGAGCUGAAGGACAAACUUUAGUCCAGCCUUCUGCAAAUAUUGCCAGUCGAACCAUGAGAAGAGUUAGUUCUGUUCCAUCUAGAGCACAGUCUCCUUCUUAUGUUAUCAGUACGGGCAUUUCUCCCUCAAGGGGGUCACUGAGAACUUCUUUGGGUAGUGGAUAUGGCUCUCCAUCAGUGACUGACUCCAGACCCCUGAAUUCAAAUGUGUAUUCAUCUACUACGUUACCUGCCCAGCGAGCAGCAUCUCCAUAUGCCACACAGAGACCUGCUUCUCCCACAGCCGUACGACGGGUUGGUUCAGUCACAUCAAGGCAGACAACUAACCCCAAUGGAACAGCUUCUCAAUAUCAAACAGCAGUUAGAGUGGGUUCACCUCUAACCCUGACUGAUGCACAGACUAGGGUAGCUUCUCCAUCCCAUGCCCAGGUAGGCUCAUCUUCCCCAAAACGCUCUGGAAUGACUGCAGUUCCACAACAUCUGGGAUCAUCAAUACAAAGAACUAUUCAUGAUAUUGAACAAUUUGGACAACAGCAAUAUGAUAUUUAUGAGAGGAUGGUUCCACCUCGUCCAGACAGUCUCACAGGCUUGAGAAGUUCCUAUGCUAGUCAGCAUAGCCAGCUUGGACAAGAGCUGCGUUCUGCUGUAUCUCCUGACUUGCACAUUACUCCUAUAUAUGAAGGGAGAACUUAUUAUAGUCCUAUAUAUCGUAGUCCAAAUCAUGGAACUGUUGAACUCCAAGGGUCCCAGACAGCAUUAUAUCGCACUGGAUCAGGUGUUGGAAAUCUACAAAGGUCAUCCAGCCAGCGAAGCACUCUUACAUACCAAAGAAACAAUUAUGCUCUAAAUACAACAGCUACCUAUGCGGAACCCUAUAGGCCAAUGCAGUAUCGAAUGCAGGAGUGCAAUUAUAACAGACUUCAGCACACAGCACCAGCUGAUGAUGGAACAACCAGAUCACCAUCCAUAGAUAGCAUUCAAAAAGAUCCCAGGGAAUUUGCUUGGCGUGAUCCUGAACUGCCUGAAGUCAUUCACAUGCUACAACAUCAGUUUCCAUCAGUUCAAGCUAAUGCAGCGGCCUACUUACAACAUCUGUGCUUUGGAGAUAACAAAGUAAAAACUGAGGUAUGUAGAUUAGGAGGAAUCAAAUAUCUGGUUGACCUUUUGGAUCACAGAGUUUUAGAAGUUCAGAAGAAUGCUUGUGGUGCACUACGAAAUCUUGUUUUUGGAAAAUCUACAGAUGAAAAUAAAAUAGCAAUGAAAAAUGUUGGUGGGAUACCUGCCCUGUUGAGAUUGUUAAGAAAAUCUAUUGAUGCAGAAAUAAGGGAACUUGUAACUGGAGUUCUCUGGAACUUGUCUUCAUGUGAUGCAGUAAAGAUGACAAUCAUUCGAGAUGCUCUAUCAACUUUAACAAACACUGUGAUAGUUCCACAUUCUGGGUGGAAUAAUUCUUCCUUUGAUGAAGAUCAUAAAAUUAAAUUUCAGACUUCACUAGUUCUACGUAAUACUACUGGUUGUCUGAGAAAUCUCAGUUCAGCUGGUGAAGAAGCACGGAAACAAAUGAGGUCCUGCGAAGGCUUGGUGGAUUCCCUGUUAUAUGUGAUCCACGCAUGUGUGAACACUUCUGAUUAUGACAGCAAGACUGUGGAGAACUGUGUGUGCACAUUGAGAAACCUGUCCUAUCGAUUAGAAUUAGAAGUACCUCAGGCACGACUGCUGGGAAUAAAUGAAUUGGAUGACUUGUUGGGAAAAGAAUCUCCCAGCAAAGAUUCUGAACCAAGUUGUUGGGGGAAAAAGAAGAAGAAGAAAAAGAGGACUCCGCAAGAGGAUCAAUGGGAUGGAGUUGGCCCUAUACCUGGAUUUUCUAAGUCUCCUAAAGGUGUUGAAAUGUUAUGGCAUCCAUCCGUAGUAAAGCCAUACCUAACACUUCUAGCAGAAAGCUCCAACCCAGCUACUUUAGAAGGUUCUGCAGGAUCGCUCCAGAAUCUUUCUGCAGGAAACUGGAAGUUUGCUGCAUAUAUACGAGCUGCUGUCCGAAAAGAAAAAGGUCUUCCUAUUCUUGUAGAACUUCUGAGAAUGGACAAUGAUAGAGUUGUGUCUUCUGUGGCAACUGCUCUGAGGAAUAUGGCAUUAGAUGUUCGUAACAAGGAGCUUAUAGGUAAAUAUGCAAUGCGAGACCUAGUAAAUCGUCUGCCAGGAGGCAAUGGCCCAAGCAUCUUGUCUGAUGAGACUAUGGCAGCAAUCUGCUGUGCUCUGCAUGAGGUCACCAGUAAAAACAUGGAGAAUGCCAAAGCCCUGGCUGACACUGGAGGAAUCGAAAAACUAGUGAACAUUACCAAAGGGAGAGGAGACAGAUCAUCCCUCAAAGUGGUGAAAGCAGCAGCCCAAGUAUUGAACACAUUAUGGCAAUAUCGGGACCUGCGAAGCAUUUAUAAAAAGGAUGGAUGGAAUCAAAAUCAUUUUAUUACACCUGUAUCAACAUUAGAGCGUGAAAGAUUCAAAUCACACCCUUCCCUCUCGACAACCAACCAACAGAUGUCACCUAUCAUUCAGUCAGUUGGCAGCACAUCUUCAUCACCAGCACUGUUAGGAAUUAGAGAACCUCGCUCUGAGUAUGAUAGGACACAACCAUCUAUGCAGUAUUACAAUAGCCAAGGUGAUGUCAUACAUAAAGGCAUAUAUGCUGGCUCCAGCAAACCUUCACCAAUUUACAUCAGUUCCUAUUCCUCACCAGCAAGAGAACAAAAUAGACGGCUACAGCAUCCACAGCUGUAUUAUAGUCAAGAUGACUCCAACAGAAAGAACUUUGAUGCAUACAGAUUGUAUUUGCAGUCUCCUCAUAGCUAUGAAGACCCUUAUUUUGAUGAUCGAGUUCACUUUCCAGCUUCUACUGAUUACACAACACAGUAUGGACUGAAAUCAACAACAAAUUAUGUAGACUUUUAUUCCACUAGACGACCUUCUUAUAGAGCAGAACAGUAUCCGGGGUCACCAGACUCCUGGGUGUAGCAUCAUGAAGCUCAGUAGAGGAAUUCUUUUCUUCCUAACCAUGUUUCAAUUAAGAUGGAGAGAAAAACGUUUGCUUAUUUGAUGGUGAAACAUGCAAGUGAAAUGGAAAAAACAAGGGGAAGAGGUGUUUUGUUUUCCUUUAAGGAAUUAUCAGAAAAGUGAGGAAAGCGUUGGAAGAGAACUUUGUAGCUCUGCUUAGGUAUUAGUUCUAAUUUACUUGUAGUUCCUGUAGUGUGGUGAAGGUGUGGGCAAUGUGAUGAAAGUUUGAGAAAUGGGAAAAAUGAGUGGGGAGAAUGUGUAGAUCAAAUCAAAUUACAGAUGAUUUUUAUGUGAAUAAAGUCAUGUUCUGAUAGUUUGUACAGAAAAAAUAAAUAAAAUGGAUGCCCUUCUUUUAUUGCUAUUACUAAAUGUCAAGAUUGUAUGCUAUUAUGUCUUGUAAAUUUCUUUUGUUGGUGUAAAUAUGGAAAUGCCACAUUGGUUCAAAGUGCCAUCAUUUGUAAUGCAGUGUGUCAUUUUAAAAGAGAUUUGAGAAGCUAAAAAUUAAACAAAUGGAAAACCCAAGAUACUUAUCAAUUUUAAAAAUACCUUCUUUUUUUUGUUUUUAAAAUGAAUAGUAUAAUUUGGAAGCACAAAGUCCAAUCCAGUAUAGAAAUACCGUUCCCAUUCCCUGCCUCUUUCAUAGGACACUUCACUGCCAUUUUCUAUGCACAUGGAAGAAAAAUAAAUGUGGAAGUUUCAUCCAUAGAAAAGUGUUCCCUUGCUCAUUUUUAUUUUCUGUAUGUAAUACGGAGAAACAAAUUUAAUAAAUGUGAACUCUAAUUGCAUGUUGUAAGCAGCUUAAAUAUAUUAAACUAUUUUUACUUUUUUCCUAA